Messenger RNA from Lecanosticta acicola, 1719 nucleotides. Lineage: Eukaryota; Fungi; Ascomycota; Dothideomycetes; Mycosphaerellales; Mycosphaerellaceae. The record is from the annotation of a GenBank genome assembly.
AUGAGCCACGACGCGUUGCGCACAGCAGGCUCAUACCUGAACAACCUGUUGCUGGCUAGAGGACUCCUCCGCGAUGGCCAACCUAUCGAUUUCGUCAAGCCCUCCAAAGAGAGUCGUGCGUCCAUCAUCAACUUGGUACACGACCUCAUCCUACGAGAGGACCGCGACAAAGAGCAGCAAGAACAUAUCGCAGCUACUAUGCGACAGCUCAAGGCCGAGGACGCGAGGAAGACGCAUGAGAUCGAGCGACUGACCGCUAAGAGCGACGAGUCCGCUCGGGCGGCAGCACAGGCUCAAGCAGCUGAACGCGCCGCACAGGCCGAAGUCAAGAAGGUGGAGAAGGCGAUCAAGUCGCUACAAGAUCAAGCGACAAAGUUAAAGGCAACGUUGGCUCAGGUCAAGACACAGUGCACGAACGAUGUGCGGAAACGCGACCUCGAGCUGGCGCGACUGAAGACGCACUUGCAAGGCCAGCAGAGAGGCAGUAGAGCUGGGAUGACGGCGCCGAGUAUGACCGUGAGGAAGUCCUUCGCCGAACCCGCACGCGAUGUUGGAGACCCGGAGUACACUCUUAAGCAGGAGACGACCGAGUUCCUCACGCAAUUGAGCCAGAAUUUGAGCGACGAGAAUGACAGCUUGAUCGCGCUGAUAAGGAAUGCUCUGAGUACCCUGAGACCCUUGCUCGGCCUACCUCUGAAUGCUCGAAGACACCCAGACAGCGCGGUUGGCAGUAUGGGCAGUGAAGAGGAGCACGGUGGAAAGCAGACAGGAUGCAGCAACAUGCUUCACACACUCCCCACAUCAUACGAGGCACUGGAGGCAGAUAUGCAAUCCACACUUGUGCAUUUGAAGACGCUACUCACCAACCCGAACUUCGUGCCCAUGGACGAAGUGGAGGUCCGUGAAGAAGAGAUUGCGCGCCUGCGCGACGGAUGGGAACACAUGGAGGACCGAUGGAAAGAUGUGAUGCUCAUGAUGGGACACUGGCUCAGACGAAUGAACACCGGAGAAACAAUCAACAUUGACGACCUUCGUGAGGGCAUGCGUCUGGCUUCGCCGGAUCGACCUCGGAGCCGUGACCAAAAACAGUCUGUGGAGAACAGCCUGAUGGAGAGCGAGUCGAGUGAGAUUCGACUUCCCAACGUAGAUGGGCCUAGCAUCGUCACUCUAUCGUCGACGCGACCUUCGAUGCAGAAUCGAGGCAGUCCAAAGCGGAAGCGUGACGUGCUCGAGCCGCCGGAGUUCUUCGAUCUGCGGCCCCCCACAGCAUCAAGCAAGACCGCACCCACAUCCCCGAAGCGUAAACCUGACGAAUCGACUCCUCUGCUGAGCAACGGACCCGGCUCUGCGAUCGCAAUGCUACCAGAAGACGAGGAUCAGAGUGAGGAGCUCGAAGUGCCUCAGAUGACAAUAGCCGAGAAGCUAAGCGCCGCGCAAAAAGAGGCAGAAGAAGCUGCAGCUGCUGAUGAAGAGGAACAAGCUGCAGCUGCGCGGGAAGAAAACAGCGGGCCAAAAGCUUCUAGGCGAGCCCAGGUGCCGGCAUACAGCGGUCUCGGGGGUAGCCUGGAUGAGCUGGCGAAUGAGAGGGACGACGAUACGCUGGGGAAGAUGCCAAGCCCGAUGGGCAAGAGGACCAAGAUCCGGGGGCGGCCUAGGAAGAGGAAGAGCACGCUCAGUCCCGAGGAGCUGGAGACUUUGCUUGUGGCUGACGAAGAGUAG